Xiphophorus maculatus (southern platyfish) is the source of this 3535-nucleotide messenger RNA. It is a transcript of the gene mllt1a, whose product is annotated as MLLT1, super elongation complex subunit. Gene Ontology annotation, biological process: regulation of DNA-templated transcription. The transcript has 12 exons. Bases 104 to 1864 code for a protein of 586 amino acids. NCBI's taxonomy places the organism in Eukaryota, Metazoa, Chordata, Actinopteri, Cyprinodontiformes, Poeciliidae. Gene Ontology annotation, cellular component: super elongation complex. The record is from RefSeq and is a predicted model, not a curated record.
CUUCUGGGGCUGGAUUGACACACAAUGAGGAGCAGAGAGGCCGGGGAGACGCUCCACAAACGCCGCUGUAAAUAAUUACAACAAUCACAGAGGCCGGAGAAACAUGGAGAACCAGUGCACGGUGCAGGUGAAGCUGGAGUUGGGCCACAGAGCUCAGCUGAAGAAGAAGGUGACCUCUGAAGGCUUCACCCACGACUGGAUGGUUUUUGUCAGAGGCCCAGAGACCGGCGACAUCCAGCACUUUGUAGAGAGGGUCGUCUUCCGCCUGCAUGACAGCUUCCCCAAACCUAAGAGAGUAUGCAAGGAGCCUCCAUACAAAGUGGAGGAAUCGGGCUACGCAGGCUUCAUCAUGCCUAUUGAGGUUUACUUCAAGAACAAGGAGGAGCCAAAAAAAGUAAUCUUCAACUAUGACCUGUUCCUUAACUUGGAAGGAAACCCUCCCGUUAACCACCUGCGCUGUGAGAAACUCACCUUCAACAACCCCACCAAAGAAUUCAGGAAAAAGCUCAUCAAGGCGGGAGGGAUACUGGUGGUCCCUGAGGGGGCUGAAGCUAUGUCGAGGCCCAGUCCGGACUACCCAAUGCUUCCCACCAUCCCCCUCUCAGCCUUCUCAGACCCCAAAAAGACAAAGACCUCUCAUGUAUCAAAGGAACCAAGCAAAGAAGGAAGUGGUGGAAGCAGCAAAGGACCCAAACCACACAAAUUGACCAAGGAGCACCGUGAACGAUCGCGAAAAGACUCUGAGAGCAAAGGGUCGUCCAAAGGCGACGACCGAGAUGGGAGCAGCAAAAGUGGUCGUGACCCUUCCUCGUCCUCCUCUUCGAAAAAGCCAUCAGAGAUCAAAGUGAAGGACGAAGUGAAAGUUCAGCCGAAGGCGGCCUUCAAGGAGCCCAAGCUCACCCUGAAGGAGUCGAAGAUGGAUGGCAUGUCCCCUAAAGGAGGGGGGGCAGGAAGUGGCGGAGGAGGCGGUGGAGGAGCGGUGGAGGCCAAAGCUCCGGGGAAACGCCCCUCCACCGUGGAGUCCCCCAAACCCAGCGCCAAGAAGCAGAAGAAGGGCAGCUCUGACGGGCUGAAGGGACCGACCGGCAGCGCGUUCACUGGGACGUCGCCGCGCGUCUCUUCGUCCACGGCCGUCAGCCAGUCCUACGGCGAGAAGAAGCCUUCCAAGGAGAAAGGCCGCUGGCCGCCCAAGAACAAAAAUGAUGCCCAGGAGUUGAAGGAGCUCAAGAAACUUCCAGAGUCGGAGGAGUCCAAUUCAGAGGACGAAGCGUCGUCAAAGUCAGAGCAAUCAGCUGCUUCGAGUCCUUCCAACUCUACUUCCAGUUCUGACUCCAGUUCAGAUUCAGACUUUGAGCCUGGACAAAAACCAGGUCAAGGCCCGCUCAGAUCCAUGGUGGAAGAGAUCCAGUCAGAAGAGUCGGACGAUGACGACAGCAGCUCAGAAGAAGAGACGCCCGUCAAAACCAAUCCCCCCAACCGCGACUCUCGACUCAGCCUGGACAGCGAGAGUGACAGCAGCGAUGAAUCGCACCGCCCCAGUCGAGACCCCGCCCCACCCCCACAGAAACACGGCUCCUCCAACAACAAAGUUGUCCGAAAAAGUCCAGAUUCCUCUUUUCGCUCGGAGAAGGUGAUGAAGAAGGGAUACGACAAGGUAGGAAGGGCCUACACAGAGGAGCUGGUGGACCUCCACCGCAGACUGAUGGCAUUAAGGGAGCGAAACGUCCUGCAGCAGAUUGUCAACCUGAUCGAGGAGACCGGCCACUUUAACGUGACAAACACCACCUUUGACUUUGACCUCUUUUCAUUGGACGAGUCUACCGUCCGCAAACUACAGAGCUACCUGGAGGCGACGGCCACGUGACAGGAAGCGGCAGGGGCCGGCGUGUGGAUGUCAGCGGCAGAGGUAGCCUCGCCAUCAUGCCUGCUCUUUGCGGAAGAGACGAGCAGAAACGUCUGUCGCGGCCUUUUCACGAGCCUGACUGAAGCAUCGAACAACCACACCACGAAACAGAAACACACGAACAGUCGCAAGCACACAACACCACCUUCACGUGACGCUGGGGAGGAAACAGGAGGAGGAGGAGGUGGUGUGUGAGGAAACGCCGGAGCAUCUGACCUCCGUCUGGUCAGGGUUUUCACUACACACACUUCGAAUCUGUGCCGAGCUGAGGAAUUCGCCCAACAAACCCCCACCCCGUUCCUCCCUCCUGCACUUAAACCGCUCCCGCCUUUGCAAACCUAAUACUUCCCCUCCUCCUCUCCUCCUCCACAUGCACACUCCUGUCUGAGCAGAACACUCCGGCCCCUGCGUUGUCAGCUGGAGCUCAUUUUUCUUCCAACACACUCCUGAGUUGCGUGUGAACGCCGUCCGUGAGUCUGCGCGCGACUUGUUCUGCUGAGGUUUAAGAAGACAUGUUGUCUUUGUGGUCACGGACUUCUUUGUUUAUGAAACUUGAGCACAAACAGCCGGUUGCAUUUCUACCACCAGUCACUCGCCAACAAGCACACUUUGCCCUGCUAACCUCCACCCCCCCUCCCCCCGUUUGGCAUUAUUAGUUUAUAAGCACUGAAAAUGCUUUUAACACACUUUAGUUUUCUUGUAAAUGACAGAAAAAGAUUUUCGACAUUUUUUUAUUUUGAGUUUUAAAAAGUAAAAACAUUGAUUUUCUGUUAUUUUCUUUCGUCUAUGUAAAGUUUUUGUUACAGAGCUAAUUGAUGGCUGUUUUCCAGAACGGCUAGUUUUUUUAAUCACUACAGAAAAGAUUAAUAGUUGCCUCAGUGUUGCUUCAUUAUCAUUGGAUACAAAUUACCCUGAAAGUAGCACACUUUUGUUUUUAAUUUAAAAAAUGUUAACUUUUGUCAUUAAAAUGCAAAAUUAAGGUUACUUCAGCUAAGAUUAAGAAAAGAGAGGCUGUCCGGUUGCAACAAAUUUAGAUUGAGUUUGAGUUUAAUUAGAUAAUAAAUGACAAAGCAACAAAGAAUAAAAAUAUAUUUUGAGUUUAUAUUGAAUUACUUUACAUUUUAGCUACAAUCAGACUUUCAUUUAAGCUUUCAAGUGCUCUAUUCUUUCUUUCUAUAGCCUGAAAAGCUUUCCACCGAGUACUGAAACAUUUUUUCAAGGAAAAUGUUGUUAAAAGCUUAAAUUACAUAUCUAUGAUUCAUGUAAAAAAGGCACCUAAACUGAAGGGAUGAACACGUUUAAAAUCGGCAAGGUUUUCUCUGAUUGGCAGCUCAACAGUUUUACAAUAGCCACUUUCCUUGAAUUGCAGAAAAAUCAGGGAAAAUGCUUUGAUGCCUAAAUGUUAAUAUUUUUUAAGCCCUUUUUUCUGUUGAAUUAAAACAGAAACAUCUUUCUUCAUCUCUCUGUUGAAAUCCGUAGAAACUGUAAUCAUCCUCACAGAAAAUUUGUGUCAACCAGCAAAAUUCUAGCAUCUUUACCAACGAACAACUUGGCUGAAAGAUUCAUUCUUACGGUACAAAGAAGAUCGGAAGAGGAUCUUUCUGUGAUCAAAAACUAAAACGUUUUGAUUUU